This is a messenger RNA of Nasonia vitripennis (jewel wasp), 7144 nucleotides long. Its product is annotated as exportin-4. Gene Ontology annotation, biological process: protein export from nucleus. Gene Ontology annotation, cellular component: nuclear pore; cytoplasm. The record is from RefSeq and is a predicted model, not a curated record. Gene Ontology annotation, molecular function: nuclear export signal receptor activity. Lineage: Eukaryota; Metazoa; Arthropoda; Insecta; Hymenoptera; Pteromalidae. The coding region runs from base 58 to 3447 and encodes 1129 amino acids. The transcript has 10 exons.
AGAGGUUAGCUUGUUGAGAGUUUCUCCGAGGGGCGAGGGGGCUAUUUAUUUAUAAAAAUGGCGGACCAAGUGCUGAGGGAAUUGGAGGCUGCUGCACAAGUUAUUUUAGCCCCGCCAAACCUUGUCAAUGCAGAGCAGCGGCAAUCAGCAGAGGCAGUAUUUUUGAAUUUCCGCAAGACAAAAUCACCUUACCAAUUAUGCAGGGAAAUCUUAGAGACAACUACAUUGGACUAUGUUCUGUUCGAAUCUGCUGGUGUCAUCAAGACUGCCUUGAUCAGAGAGUGGCCCACGCUUCAGCCAUCGGACAUUGCAUCGUUGAGGCAGUACUUGCUACACUACAUAAUCAGUAAGCCAACUCUGGCACCAUUUGUCAGAGAGAGGAUACUGCAAGUGAUUGCUAUUAUUAUAAAGAGAGGAAGCGUUGAAGAUUUGGGGGCACAGAGGAAGGAGAUCUUAAACGAAGUUGAAGGACUGAUCAUGAAUGGAGACUUGCCAAGACAAUUAUUGGGCUGCAGUAUAAUUUCAGCCAUGAUGCAAGAGUAUGCUACUACCAUUAAGUCUUCAGAUGUUGGACUAGCUUGGGAAAUACAUUUCAAAGCGAAAAAGCAAUUUGAAGUUACAUCUCUGAAGAGAAUAUUUAAAUUUUGUGUUCAAGCUCUUGGAGAAUUGACAAAGGCUGAUAUACCUGAAUCCAUUUUACCGCUGAUAAAGCAUUUGCUCUCUAUAUGUGAAAGUGUACUCAUGUGGGGCUUCAUCUACGUAAAUUUGCCCAAGAGAUUGAUUGGGGUAUUUGAAUCUGUUUAUGAGUCUGACAACAGCCCCACGCUUCGUUUGACAACCGCAUGGAGGGACGUCAUUCUGGAAUCAUCUGUCAUAGAGCUUUUCUUCACAUUGUACUGGAAAGUCAGAUCUAAUCCGCAAUUGGCGCAUCACGCGAGAAACUGUCUGGUUCAGUUAGCCAGCCUUAAUGGCGUUAUAAUGGCAUCCGACGAAGUAAAGAUGCAGUACUUGAAGACGUACAUGCAAAACUUUUUGAAGCUCCUGUCAAACAUUGAGAUAAUCGAUCAGGAGGCUAUUGGUAUAGCAAAUAUUUUCAAAAAGCUCAUUCUAUUUUUUGGAUCGGACAUCCUGGCCCUACAGGACAAUGCCGAGGAUAUGUUGAGGCAAUUUAUGGAACAAAUGACGCGACUGACCUGCAUGUUUGCUGAAGGCGCUUCCCAAGAAGAAUCCAUGUGCGUCGACGAUUGCAUGUACAUGGAGGCGUUCGAGAGUAUGCUGGAAACUUGGGUCUCGGGUAUAGUCGACAAACCAAUUUUCCCCAACGAGUUUUACAAGCAGAGCUCGGUGCAGAUCUUCAAUACCUAUCUCCAGUGCCACCUCUCACCGCCGGACGGAACGCGUGGCGCUGGUGGUAAGGAACUCAACAAUGAAGAGAUCGACGCCACCGAGGAAGACGAUCGCUCCAAAUUCAAGGAGCAACUUCAAACAAUCGGUCACUUUGGCCGACAGGUUCUCAAUCAUACUCUACCACUGCUUUCACGGCUGCUCGAGGAUCGUACCAACAAGCUCAAGGAACAACUCAAUCGACUCGUUGGCCAGCCUGAUUCCCUCAACAUCUCUGGGCUUACAUCGGUGGAAAGUCUUUACGAGGAUCUGCACUGGCUCGUACUUAUUGCCGGACACGUUCUUUGUAUGGAGUCUGAUGGAGAGACGCCUCUCGUCCCUGCGGAUAUUAUGCGUUACAGCUUGGAGCAGAGUCAGCAAGGCCAGAUGGACUUAAACGUGACGUUGCAGCUGCUAGCCUCCCCACAGAGCAACAUCGCAGAUGUAAACGGAGCCGAGCAGUCAGCCGACCACGUGAUCCGUCUCAUUGCCGCUGUCUUUAGAUUGAGCGAGGUCGCCAAGGUAGCCAUAAGCUACAACGCGGCCCAACACCUCUCUCCCGAACUCUGCAGCACAAUCAUCUGGUUCUUACACCGUUGGUCUCUAAGCUACCUCAUGCCUGAUCAAGGGCUCUAUGCUUGUCUUAGUUCGACUUUGAUGCAGGCUUUUGGCGAGAAUACACCCGGCUCCCAGUGGACCCUCAAUUUUCUCGUAGAAAAGAUCGAGUGCAAUCUCAAUGCGUUCAAGGGCGAGCCUUCUCUCAUCAAAGAGACCAUGAAGCUACUUCUCGUUCUUGUAAACACCGAUGUCAAAGCCAUGUGCCUGGUCAAGUCUGAGCGCUUCGGCAACCUUGUCGAGCUGGCAACAAAGCCCGAUUUACCGCAGGAGGCUAAGCGUGGCUUGAUGGGCUCCAUUGUCCGAGUUGGCCACGUCUUCACUGAUAGUGAGCGUACUCAGCAGUAUUUUCUUCAAAUACUUCAGCCCUUGCAGAACCGCUUUAAAGACAUUAUUUGUAACGCUGAAUUUCCGCGAAAUUAUCAUCAGGAGGAAGUUCGCGUUCAGAUUAUGGAUAUCCUAGAGUCUUGCGUGGGUAUUGCCCAACGCGUGACAAUGCAGACGAUCAUGCCCAUCUAUAAUUACCUGGGUAGCAUCCUCGCCGAGUUGCCUCGCCUAUUAACCCUCUACCACAAUUAUCAGCAAGUUGUCCAACUGAUAAUUGAGCUCUUCUCAGAAUGCGCUAAGAGCGUCUUGUUCUUUAUGGAUAAGCCUGAAGGCCUUAUAGAAAUUUAUAUGCACGUACUACAGGCUUACGCUGACUGCAAUCGAAACCGGCUGACUUCCGACACAACUGCCGAGGAAGAUGCCUUUCAGGAUAUCCUGCUGUUGAUGCAGAUGCUUACAAACUUGAUGAGUAGUAGCUUCUUCCCUAUGCUAUCAAACGACCCUCAAUGUCCACAGGGCCAUAUCCAAGUUUGCUUAUUUGGUAUCAACAUCGUUAUGCCCAUGAUGACAAUAGACCUGCUCAAAUUUCCAUCUCUGUGUCUACAGUAUUUUAAAAUGAUAACUUAUAUCUGCGAAUUUUACCCCGAAAGAGUCCUUGAUUUGCCGGCUGAUAAGCUGCAGCAACUACUGAUAUCUGUAGAGCUGGGCUUGUUUUCGUUUGGACACGAAGUAACUAUUCACUGCUGUGAUACACUUCAAGUGUUAGCUAAACACACUUACACAGAGAUUGAAAAAGGACGGCCGAGAAAUCAAAUCAUGGCUCCGUUCAUUAACAUAUUGAUGAAUCUCAUCAUAACACAUCAGAUCAACGCAGAUCUCAUUUCAAAAACUAGUGUACCCCUGUAUUAUCUGAUUUGCUGCUAUCAGGAGCAGUACCAGCAGCUUGUGCAAACCCUUAUAAGCGAGCAGGCAGACGCCGCGACUGCUCAGAGGCUAGCUGCCGCCUUCAAUGAACUCACCGCCAACGUUGACCUCAAUACGCAGCGCGUUAACAGGCUCAGGUUCCGCGAUAAUUUCGACAAAUUCAUUGUCAACGUCCAAGGCUUCCUUAUGGUGAAAUAAAGCGUCGAUCGUCUCAAGUGCUCACGGGAAAAACCCGGAACGGUAAUUCAUAAACUUUAUGGAGUGAACACGAUAAGUCUUCGCAAUAAACUGUUCGAUUCUGACGAAUGACGUCUUGCUCGUGCAGUUAAGCGCAAAUAUCGAAAAGCUGAUUAAUUAUUUGCAGAGUUUAUUGAUGAAUUUUAUUGUGAAACGAUUUUACCCUUUAUUUUUACUCGUCGAAGAGGUGGGAGUGAAUUCGCAAUAUCGAUGGACCUUUUCCCCAGUUUUAUCGGGAAUUGAGCAUUAUAAGUAUUGUUUGCAAGUAACUAUGGCAAACUGUUUUGCGAAAUAUAUUUUGAUAGCGUUUGAGUUUUUUAAAGAUUUGCUUUCCAAAGCCAGUGACCAAUGAGAUUACAUCAUUACGACGUCACAUUUUUAAUAUCAUGAAAGUUUAUCACUUAUUCGUAUACAUAUACUUUGUCUGUUUCGUAGACACUUUGAUACAGUGAAUACUGCAGUAACAGAAAUUUUCUUUUUCUUGAUUCUGGAGAGAUCAAACGCUUUUUAAAAACAUAGACAACGAUAUUUAACAGUAAAUAAUGACUGAAUUAAAAUAUUGUUAUGCACAUUUUUUAAAAUAAAUGUUCUGAGUGUCAAUGUUUACUGCUUACAUUUCAUUGCAGAUGUAUGUACUCUACAAUUAGAGCGUUACUCACAUUAUGCGAUAUAAAGUUUGAAUUAUUCAGUUCUUGACUGUUGCAUCUAUUCAAACAAAUUUGACGGUCUACUUCUACUCUAAUACAUUUAAAAUCUAAACAAAUUAAACGUUACAAUCAAAUUUAGAAAUUUAUGUAAUAUGGGUAUCGUAAUUUUCUCCACAUACUAAGUACUUGAUUACCCAUUCAGUAUGCAUAAACGAUAAUUUUGACGGCAUUGGAUUCCUUAUAAGAUUGAUUUAAAAAAUGGUCGUCCGACCUAACAACGAAUGAGUUUAUUUCAUCACGCUUAAAAGGGUUUCACAUAAACCUUGAAGAUAUUUCAAAUUUUGCAAGCACUUUAUCUUCCUAUAUAAAAAUCCAAUGAAAGUAUUUAAGUGCUAAGAAGCUUAAAAUUCAAUAUUUGAAUUUAAGUGCAAUUUUUCUAUUUCGCACGUUGCAUCUUUACUAAAAAGAUAUUUUUAAAAGUUCGAACAACGAUUCUGACAGACUGGCAGCUUUUUGCCAUCAAUUCAUUAAUCAAUUAAUCGUAUAUGCGCGGUACAUGUUGUUGCAAGCUUUUGAGACUUCAAAUCAAUUGAAAUCGACAUUUGUAUUUUCCAGUAAUGUAACAGGUAUACAAAAUGCAAGGAAUUGCUAGUCUUCGUUGUACCAAUUUACAAAGAAGCGAGUUCACUCCCCGCUCGAUUUGUGUGGUUGUCCGUCAAUCGAUCGACGACGAAACCAAUAUUUCGUUCUCGAUACCAAAUGUAAAUCGUAUAUGUAAAAUAAGAGUGAAAAAGCGAGCCAAAUAGAAUUAUUGAUUCUCGCCUGCCGGAGAAUCGCGAUGACAUAUUAAACACAUUACACAAACACUUACACGAAAAUAUACUUACGAUGUAUAUUGACUAGUCAAACCUGUGAUCUUCGGAGAUGUGCGCGAGAAAUCGAGCUUGAGAUUUGAAAAAAUUUUCUCAUUUCUGAGCAGGAAAUUCUUUGGCUCUUUUUUAAUUCGCAUCAAAGAUUUCUUUCACAAUAUUAGUGCUAAAGAAAAUAUCUGAUCUAUCUCAUUGAAGUAUUGGAAAACAGGUAUUGGUAUUCUGCGGAUCGACUAAUAUGUCCGACUCGAGGAACAAAAUUGUGAACUUUUUGCAUGAUUUCAUCGUGAAAGUAACAUUUUCCUACUAUGUACAAAAUUUUAUUGAAACAUUUUCUAUUCUUGACUAAGUAACUGUUUGAACAGAAAAUUCAAAAUGUGCGACACAUCAUUCAAGCGAAAACUCAAGCGCGACUUUUUCCCGCGUCGUCGUAAUGCACAACACAACGCUCUCCCCUAUUUCUACUUUGAUCGCUUGUAAUAAUAAUAAUAUUAUAAAUAAUAAUUGUAAUGAUAAAUAGGUGCUCAGCGUUAAGGCGGACGCGACUUUUGCGCGACCGCGAGCAGCAAAAGUAAAAGUGUAAAGCAAAAUGAAAAGCGAUGAAGAAGAAGCUAUGUCUGUUUGUAAAUAAAGUAAAGCACCGGGCAGUUCCGAGGAGAUAUGAAAAGCUUACAACUAUUUUCUUAAAAAUAUUGUAUGUCGUAAGUUUAAUGAAUCUUGUGCGAAUCUAUGAAAAUAUUAACUGCGAUAACAAUAAUGAUGUAACCAGCGAGAAAACCUACAGUUAUUUUGCGUUAAUACUUUUAUUUUUAAUACAACUGAUUCACGAUAAAAAUUUGAUAUUUUUGACUAUGACGAUAAUGAUGACUUUUGGUUUGUUAAAUUUGAAACGUUUCUCUCGCUAAAUCAUUCAAUAUUCUUUAUUUACAUUUUAAAAAUUUGUUUCUAUAGUAUGAUAACUAAAGAUUCGCAAAGUCUGAAAUAAUAUUAGACCGCGUAAACGAAAUAUAAUUAUAAACAGAGUUUUUCAAAAUUUGAAAUUGUGACUGUUAUUAUUAUAUGUACAUGUAUGUAUACAUGUGAAUCUAAGAUCUCUGACGUUUUUCUGUUUUCUUCUUUUUAUAAGUUUAAAGGAAAGAGGAGGUAGUGUAUAUGAUAGAGAUAUAUUUGUGUACGCGCAUAUUUCUUUCGGCGCGUAUGAAUAAAUUAUGAUUUGACGUUGACACUGGCGUCGCACAUACUUUGUAAGAUAUAUUGUAACAGAGGAAGGAAACAUUGUAUUGUUAUGCUCGACGAGGCUGCGUGUUUUUCAUUUUAUUUCUAAUAUCGAGGCCGAGAAAAGUUAAAAAAUAAAAAAAUGUAUCUUUUUUGCACUGAACACGAUGAAUUUUACAUAUUUUUUUAAAGGAUCAAUAUGGAAGUCGAGAUAGACCGAUGAUAUAUUUUGCAACGAUUUCGUUGGUUGUCAUUUUGAACAAUAAAUAUUUGCGCAGCCUUGCGAUCAAUGCCGGCGUUUUAUUUAAAGAUUUGUUUUGUGGAUUUUGAUGAUGCCCAGAUUGUUUGCAUGAAUCGUGUUUUUGCAUUUUCUUGUCGGGCUUUGUUUGUUCUGCGUUUGUUACGUUCGCAAUUUUGUCGAAUGAAAAUAAAAACGCAACGAUCGUCGUGUCGAUAGUUUUUAGUAAAUCAUUAUAUUUUAAUUUAAAAUGUAUUUUCCAUUUUUCAUCCCUCUUUGAUUGCGUAAGAUAUUCUCUUACGCAUACCUUACCCUUUCCGCACUCGUUUAUCCUCUCCAUAUGUAUACACUUUCAGAUUUGUCAUUUACAUCUGUGUGUACGUGUACAAAAUGCAUAUAAGUAUAAAUAUCUGUUGUAUAUCGAGAGAAGGAGUAUAUAUUUCGGUGUUGGUGCACGUGAUUCCUGAGCCAACCCGAGCGAAUUAUAAGUACAUAAAACUCGAGCUGUCGCCCAAACGUCAUGGACUUCGUUUUCCCGUCUACAGUUUCGUCGCUAUGCUAUUUACGCUCAGGAGAAAAAUCAAAAGUUCAAGGAGUAAUUGUAAUAGAAAACGUGACGACGCAACGGUUAAACAGACGGGACAAUGAAAGUGCCGAGACGUGUUCGAGCGCCGUCGAGGGAAAAAAAA